AUGAAGAUUGAAACAGUCCGGGAUGCUUUUCUGAGCGACUACGAAGUACUGCAGUUCUUAUCAAAACUACAGCGAAAGCACCAAUGGGUCACAGAUGGAGAUAUUGAAAUGACGGACAGUAAAUCGAAAUGGAGGAAACCAAGGCCCUACAACCACCCUGAACUCCAAUCGAUAACCAGAGAUACUGUGAACUACUUAAGCAUGAACAAGGAAACCGAUCCAGAAGACGCUGAGCAGCCAGCAAGUCAGCCAACGAAGUCAGGAAUUACUAGGUUGAACGAUGAAAAAUUCACAAUUCUCAUGCGCAAGCUAGGCGAAUUCGAUCUGUACAAGUUGGAAAAAUUGCAAAUAGUUAACCAGCUACCUACAAAUGUAGUUCAUUUAUUCUCGAUUGUUGAAGAGUGUGACAGCAGAUAUAGCGAGGAGCAAAUCAGCGCUAUAAUCGAGGCCGUUCAAGAGGCUUCCACUUAA
Messenger RNA from Eremothecium sinecaudum, 471 nucleotides. RefSeq names its product DNA-directed RNA polymerase III subunit RPC17 (gene RPC17). The transcript has a single exon. NCBI's taxonomy places the organism in Eukaryota, Fungi, Ascomycota, Saccharomycetes, Saccharomycetales, Saccharomycetaceae. The record is from RefSeq and is a predicted model, not a curated record. Bases 1 to 471 code for a protein of 156 amino acids. Gene Ontology annotation, cellular component: RNA polymerase III complex. Gene Ontology annotation, molecular function: nucleotide binding. Gene Ontology annotation, biological process: transcription initiation at RNA polymerase III promoter.